This is a messenger RNA of Mangifera indica (mango), 1399 nucleotides long. Its product is annotated as GDSL esterase/lipase At5g03610-like. The transcript has 5 exons. The record is from RefSeq and is a predicted model, not a curated record. NCBI's taxonomy places the organism in Eukaryota, Viridiplantae, Streptophyta, Magnoliopsida, Sapindales, Anacardiaceae. Bases 85 to 1146 code for a protein of 353 amino acids. Gene Ontology annotation, molecular function: hydrolase activity, acting on ester bonds.
CAACGCAGGCUUAUAAAAGUUUUUAAGUGCAGUCCAUAAGUCUGUCUUCUCCUACAUUCAUUUCCUUGUCCAAUCUGUUCUUCAAUGGAAAAGCAAACACACUUGCUCUUCUUACUUCUCUUCUUCUCCUUCACGGCAAUAAUCUUCACAGAGGCUCUUGCAAAGGAAGGUAGGAGGGGCUCUCUAAAGCUUUUUGUUUUCGGGGACUCGUACGUCGAUACUGGAAAUUGGGAGAAAUUCGGACCUUGCUGGAAAGAACCGUAUGGGAUGACUUACCCUGGAAGACCGGCCGGUCGAUUUUCCGAUGGACGUGUCUUGACUGAUUUUCUAGCUUGGCAUUUGGGGAUAGAAUCUCCCAUCCCUUUCGAAUUGAGAAAGCCAGAGAAUGGAUCAAGUGUAGAAAAUGGCAUGAACUUUGCGUAUGGAGGCACUGGUGUUUUCAACACGACGGUGAAUGAGCCAAAUAUGACAGUGCAAAUCAACUACUUUGAGCAACAACUUGAACAAAAUGUCUUCACCAAAGAUGACCUUAAUUCUUCCAUUGCCUUGGUUUCUCUCGCUGGGAAUGACUACGACUAUGAUGCUUCCAUCAUUAAGAAUGACAUUAAGUUUGUCCAGGCUUCGCAGGAGCUUACGACCAAUAUCAUUCACCAACUUUCAAUUAAUCUGAAGCGCCUUCGAGCAUUGGGGAUUAAAAAGAUAGCUGUUACUACCGUUGAGCCGAUGGGGUGCUUGCCCAAAGCAACUGUCUUUUCUGGAUAUAACAACUGCUCUGAAUUAUUCAAUGGAGUCGCUAAGUAUCACAACCAGGUGUUGGCCAAUGAAGUGCAAAAGCUAAACAAGGAGACCAAGGAUUCUCACAUAUUUCUUCUGGAUCUCUAUGGCGCAUUCAUGUCUACAUUAACCAAAAAUGGACAACUUUCAGGUAAUUCGGAGAUGAAGACUUUGUUGCAGCCAUGCUGUGUGGGUUUAGAAGGGAAGUAUUUCUGUGGCAGCGUAGAUAAGAGUGGGGUGAAGAAAUACAGUGUAUGCAGUCACCCAGAAUUAUCGUUCUUUUGGGACGAUGUACACCCAGUGCAAAAUGGCUGGAAAGCUGUUUAUUAUGCCUUACGGUCUACCCUCAAUGAAAAUAUCCAUUUUCCAUAACACCUUAGUCGGUGAUGAGCUAGUUCUUUGCCAUAAAUGAAUUCUCAAGAGGAAGAUUACAAUGUUACAGUUUUGAGUAUUUGAGAAAUGUCCAUAUUUUAUUGCUAAGUUGGAAGUUUAGAUCUCUACUACAGAGAUUUACUUUGUAACAAUGGAAGCCUGAAGAUUAUGGAGGUGCGAUGAGCUGCUCUGCUCUGUUGUGGGUGUUAUAACCAAGUUUUAUAUUAAAAUCUAUAUAUUCAAUUUGCAUUUA